GUAGCACCGUUGGUCUUUCCGGAAAUGAUGCGCGUUCUGUACAGCCAACCUUAUUCGAUCCCCUGUGAUGAUGCAUCAGGCACAACAGUCGCUCAUGAUCAUGGUGGUCUCAUGGUCGAUACCGACCAGUUUGAGGGAUUCCAUUCAUCUCAUCUAGCCGUCCCAGCUGCUUACACAUGGGGCAGUCGAGGACCAGCGUUGGAUGGAUCACUUGGUCUUUGCGUUGCUGCCCCGGGAGCCGCAAAUACUUCUGUGGCUAGCUGGCAACUACGACCGGCUGCUUUACUCAAUGGCAGUUCAAUGAGUGCCCCGCUGGUCACCGGUUGUGUAGUUCCCCACUUAUCCCUGUUGGAUCAAGGUCACGGUGUUAUUCAAGUGGACAAAGCAUUUCGGUAUUUGUUAGCGGCAAUCGGUGACGGUUGCAGUUCCAAGGUGCCUUCAAAUCCUUUGACAACCGCUCGAGAUCCCUCCACUGGUCUUACCAAAUCCGAUAUCCAGAGUGAGUCCACAAUGCUGUCCCGUCAGUCCUACAACGCAUCUGUCGAACCGCAAAAUCCUGUCCGAAUUUCCUAUCUUUCAUCCCCGAUUGUUUUCGGCUGGCGUGUUCGAUGUACCGUAACUGGGCCUGGUUGUGUCUAUCGUGAUCGCGGAAUCUGGAUCCGACGAGGCUGGAUCCCGCGAUUAUCCACGAACACGGUGCAAUCGUCUCGUCAUCGCUUGCCAGUCCUACGCUAUACUAUACAUAUUUCCAUCGAUUUUGAUAAGUCUGUCCCGUUGGAAUCUCGACGUUUGCUCGAAAUACACCUGAAUACGAGUGUGUACAAUCAUAUUACCAACCCAGUGAUCUGGUCUUCGGACGCGUUGCACGAGAAACCUGCUUGGCUUCAAGUGGCCUCUAUGAUUUCGGUGACAAGCUUGGGUAGAGAUAUCAGCCUCGUCAUCGAUCCAAACUAUUUCGUUCGUUCCUCCGUCACUUCGAGUACCGGUACGGAACGUGGAAAACCCAGUCCACUUGAAGUACUUGGAACACAACCGACCCUGGGACGAAAAUGGGGAGCCAGUCAUGAAUGCAACGGAAGUUCCACAAGUAGCUUUUACUGGCCGUCCAGUUUGUCCCUUCAAAGUACCGCUCCUGUUUCGUCAACUGAGCCCCAAAUCACUUUGGUGAAUUUCACGGAUUCCAGUCGUCCGGAACUGGGUCCACUUACUCAAAUUCCGAUCAUUGUUCAUAUUCCAACAGCGUGA
This is a messenger RNA of Echinostoma caproni, 1245 nucleotides long. The record is from the annotation of a GenBank genome assembly. NCBI's taxonomy places the organism in Eukaryota, Metazoa, Platyhelminthes, Trematoda, Plagiorchiida, Echinostomatidae.